Molecule: messenger RNA, 1089 nt
Organism: Hyphopichia burtonii NRRL Y-1933
Lineage: Eukaryota; Fungi; Ascomycota; Pichiomycetes; Serinales; Debaryomycetaceae
Gene: CEK1
Product: mitogen-activated serine/threonine-protein kinase
Exons: 1
Coding region: 1-1089 (362 amino acids)
Biological process (GO): intracellular signal transduction; protein phosphorylation
Cellular component (GO): nucleus; cytoplasm
Molecular function (GO): MAP kinase activity; ATP binding
Source: RefSeq, a predicted model, not a curated record
AUGAGUCUUGAACAACCUCGACAGAUAUCCUUUAAUGUAUCGGAUCAUUAUCAAAUAUUGGAAGUUGUUGGAGAAGGAGCAUAUGGUAUAGUAUGUUCAGCAAUUCAUAAACCAACACAACAAAAAGUUGCUAUUAAAAAAAUUGAACCGUUUGAAAGAUCGAUGUUAUGUUUAAGAACAUUACGUGAAUUAAAGCUAUUAAAACACUUUAAUCAUGAAAAUAUUAUAUCCGUUUUAGCCAUUCAAAGACCAAUUAAUUAUUUAAACUUUAAUGAAAUUUACCUAAUUCAAGAAUUAAUGGAAACGGAUUUACAUAGAGUUAUAAGAACUCAAAAAUUAAGUGAUGAUCAUAUUCAAUAUUUCAUUUAUCAAACUUUAAGAGCUUUAAAAUCAAUGCAUAGUGCAAACGUAUUACAUCGUGACUUAAAACCUUCAAAUUUAUUAUUAAACUCAAAUUGUGAUUUAAAAAUUUGCGAUUUUGGUUUGGCUAGAUCAAUUGCUCUGCUGGAAGAUAACUUUGGAUUCAUGACGGAAUACGUUGCUACAAGAUGGUACAGAGCUCCAGAAAUUAUGUUAACGUUCCAAGAAUAUACCACCGCCAUUGAUGUUUGGUCAGUUGGUUGUAUCUUGGCAGAAAUGUUAACCGGAAGACCUUUAUUCCCCGGUAGAGAUUAUCAUAAUCAAUUAUGGUUAAUUAUGGAAGUCUUAGGAACUCCAAAUAUGGAAGAUUAUUAUAAUAUUAAACUGAAAAGAGCAAGAGAGUAUAUUAGAAGUUUACCCUUUUGUAAAAAAAUCCCUUUCCAAACCUUAUUUAAUGAUAUGAUGUCAAACUCAAAUACUAAUUAUGAUCCAAUAAAUCCUUUGGCAAUUGAUUUAUUAGAAAAAUUAUUAACUUUUAAUCCAACUAAAAGAAUCACCGUAGAUAAUGCUUUAAAUCAUCCUUAUCUUAAAUUAUACCAUGAUCCAGAUGAUGAACCAAUCAGCGAUAAAAUCCCAGAAGAUUUCUUCGACUUUGAUAAAAGAAAAGAUGAAUUAAGUAUAGAAGAAUUGAAAAAAUUAUUAUACGAUGAAAUAAUGAAACCUUUAUAG